Molecule: messenger RNA, 1362 nt
Organism: Clonostachys rhizophaga
Lineage: Eukaryota; Fungi; Ascomycota; Sordariomycetes; Hypocreales; Bionectriaceae
Source: the annotation of a GenBank genome assembly
AUGGGUCUGCCUCUUUUCGUCGCACCCGUCGAGUCAGAUGUGCACCCAAAACCCCCUGCAAAGGCGAGAAGGUCAGCUUCGCCGCCACGCUCGGCCAUCAGGCGUGCCCCGUACGUCAAUGUUCGGGAUCGCGCUGCGCUGAGUCGACGAUCCAGAUUGCUCGAGAUGCAGGAGCGCAGCAGACGUCCCAUUUCACGCACCCUUGAGACGGCUCUUACUACAGAUACGACCUCGUCUGGCAUCGCGGCGGCGGCCGAGUAUAUUCGCAAUGGUUUCGUGACAUCCGACGAUCUGGCUCGCCCCGACAUGACUGAACGGGAGCGAUGGCUAGAGGAACGGGAGGCGCGACGGGUAGCUGGACUCGAAGCACUCCAGCGCAAUCGUGAGCAGCGCAAUCGCGAGGAGGGCAAUCGCGAGGAGGACAAUAAUACUCACCAAGAUUCACGCACGCAAUGGUGGAUGGUCCACCCCCAUGCUCAAAGUCGCAGGGAAAAUGUCAUAAUGCUCGGCAUGGAGAGAAUGCGAUCCCGUAGGCGGAGCCGCAGCCCCCAAGUUGAGCGGACCUCAGCCCUGGGGCGAUUAACGCGUAGGGCAGGUAUUACUCUUCCAUCUGCCCGGGAACUGGCUGCGUCAACGCGACGGAGGCCGACUGACGAUGUAAAUGGACUUGGUGACCGUAACCGCAGUAUCAGCCCAGAAGGUUGGGAUACCCUCCUAUCGACGUUGACACCUGAUCCUCAGCCACCAAGUGCCAAUUCUUCUUUUGUGUCCAACGCUGCUUCCCAGAACCCAAGCACUUCCUUCACCAGUACAUCUGGGCAAACUUUGCGACUUGGCACUGCGCCUGAGCCGCCAUGCGAGUCGGGAUGUGAGAACUCUGACACAGAGGAUGGAGAAGCGCCUCCUCGCCGCCGUCACCAUGUUUCUAGACCAGGCUUCCGUCCUGCCCACCCCGUACGGUUUGAUGUCCCAGGUUUGGAUUAUCCCUUAACGGGGGAUGAUUUCGCCACUCGGGGGCAACCGACUCAACCUGACUCCUUGACUCCACGCGAAGGACGAUCUCUUCGAUCAGACAAUGGGUCUAUCAAUGUAUACAUGGCUCGUCCGACACUUCUCGGAAGUCAACGCGACGGGUGGGUAGGUUCGUUAUCUGUCGGUGCGACAGAAGACAGUUCUGGAUCUGAACCCCCUCGACCGACCGGCGAGGGGUCAUUCAUGUCGACUGGCAGCACAACCUCUGCAGACGAGGACCUGGUAAGCCUGCAGCGAAUCGUCCGAAGAUUGGCUUCUCGUGAUGAUAUUCCGGAAGAAUGGUGGACCGAAACAGGCUUGUCGAGAACUCUGACAAGAGAUCGGCCAUGA